This is a messenger RNA of Xyrichtys novacula (pearly razorfish), 5261 nucleotides long. NCBI's taxonomy places the organism in Eukaryota, Metazoa, Chordata, Actinopteri, Labriformes, Labridae. The record is from the annotation of a GenBank genome assembly.
GUUACAAUUAAUGCAGCACGCUGUCGUCGGUUGCAGAUCCAGGAGUAAGGAUGCAGCGAGACAAAACAAGCAAUGCCGGGGGGGCUGAAAAGUAAGAAAACAGCUCUUUAUCAACGCUGUUAUAAUACCACAGUAUUUUGAACAAUCUAAAUGAAACAUGUGUAAUCAAAGCUGGUUUGUGAUUAAGCUGAAUGUUCUAAUAUUUGACAAACUGUCCUCUCAGGCCUGACCGGGAGGCCGCCAUCAUGUCGAAAUACUACGAUGGUGUGGAGUUUCCUUACUGCGACGAGUUCUCAAAAUACGAGAAGAUGGCGAAAAUCGGACAAGGGACCUUUGGGUGAGUGAAUGUGUAUAUAUAAUAUAUUAUUUCAGGUCACUACGGCUUUAUCUGACUGACAAUGAAAUGAGCAUUUCUGCACACCUUCUGCUUUCCUCGACUACACUGAACCAGGUCUCGAUCCAAAACCACUACACCCAGACUUCUCAGAGCUGGACUUGAUAAUCCAGGUUUCCUGAAACACAGUUUAACAUUUGCAGAACCUUUACCUUAUUCAUAAAAAUGAAUUACUUGAAGGUUUCUUUUCCCCUUGAAUCAAAUACUGAUCCUGGAACACAGUACCUACAGGUUUCUACAAUUAGACAGAAAACGGUGAACUUGCUCUUUAUUGCAUUCACUAAAAUAGAAUAAAGGUUACACACAUCUGACACUCAAUUUUAAGAAGAUUGUAGACUCUUAGUUUAAAGUGUCCCAGGCUACAUUUAGGAGUCAAUGUGUUUUGUUUUGGAUUGAUAUUAACCCUCUCUUGAACUCUCCAAUUACAAGCUGUGAGCAGAUGCAGGCAGCCACAUCAUGGGAUUUUUAUGUUCAUUCAUUAACAAAAUCACACCUUUCUAAUAGAGUAUCUCUUAAAGUCAAUGUCAAUGUCAGCUUUAUUUAUAUAGCACAUUUAAAAACAGCCAGUGGCCUACCAAAGUGCUUUACAGUAAAAUAGCCAGAGACAGUGAAAACUAUAAAAACAAUAAAAGCUUAAAAAAACAAUAUAGUUAAACAUAGCAAAUAAAUAAAGUACCCAAUAAAAGUAGCUAUACUUCCCCAAAAGCUCAAGUGCCCAGGUGCGUCUUUAGAAGUGUUUAAUAGUGGAAAGGCUGUUAGCAGUGUGCACUGUCAGAGGUUAAGCGUCCCACAAAGUGGGAGCCAUGACAGAAAAUGCUCUAUCUCCUCUAGAUUUUAAAAAGGAUAGAGGAACGUCUAAAACCACCUGAUGCCUAUAAAGGGAGAGUUACUAAACUCAUGGAAGUCUAGUUCAAAACAGUGAAAAAAAUCUUGUUGGUUUGCUUUGUAGAUGUUCAAAAUCCACUGAUCUUCAGAGUCUCAGUCCUUUCAGUGAAUGUACGUUAAAUGUAUUGUGAUUGUUCUCCACAGGGAGGUGUUCAAAGCAAAGCACAGACAGACUGGUAAGAAGGUGGCUCUGAAGAAAGUGUUGAUGGAAAAUGAGAAAGAGGGGGUGAGUGAACUGAAAAAAACGAGUUUUCAGCUAGAGAUGUAACAAUACCCACAUUUUCAUUCUGUGAAAAUACUUGCAAAACCAAUUUCUGAUCCCUAUUUCUAUACCACAGUCACAAAACUGAAAGCAUCAAACAGCUAUUUCUUGACACAUUUUCUUUGUAAUCAUAAAGAAAUUUCAUAAAAUCCUAAAAUAUACAAAAAUUCUGAAGAGCUUAAUAAAUGUGUUAUUAAACAGAUACAAACUCUCAUAAACUUUUUUGCUUUGUUUCAGUUUCCGAUCACAGCUCUCAGGGAGAUUAAGAUCCUGCAGCUGCUCAAACAUGAAAAUGUUGUCAAUUUGAUCGAGAUCUGCAGAACCAAAGGUUGGUGUCCCACUCUCUAGUUUGUAAAUCUGCCCCCCAAAAUUCCAAAAUUCUGCUCUUAUGUGUUUGCUUGCUUGUCCGGGAAACAGGGAACACACUCUGUGUUUCAAUGAAAGUAAUGACGUCUCCUCUCUGUGUUUGUUCUUGCAGCCACUCAGUUUAACAGGUACAAAGGCAGCAUCUACCUGGUGUUUGACUUCUGUGAACACGAUCUGGCCGGACUGCUGAGCAACACCAACGUGAAGUUCACUCUGGCAGAGAUUAAGAAAGUCAUGCAGAUGCUGCUCAACGGUCUUUACUACAUCCACAGGAACAAGGUGAGGCUUCCAGAUCUACAACAGAGACCUCAGUCAAAAGGACUAAGUCAGCUUCACUCUGAGCUUAAAUAUGGUUCUCAUCAAAGAUCUGCAAGAGUGUUCCUGCAUUUUAUUGGCACCAUAAAUACUUGACUCAUGAUAUCACCUGUUCUUGGAUCAGAUCUUGCACAGAGACAUGAAAGCAGCCAACGUGCUGAUCACCAGAGAUGGCGUCCUGAAGCUGGCUGACUUUGGUUUGGCUCGAGCCUUCAGUCUGGCUAAAAACAGUCAGGGGAACAGAUACACCAACAGAGUGGUCACACUGUGGUACAGACCUCCAGAGCUGCUGCUGGGUAAGACACCAACAUAAGUCAUCACACUUAGUGCAGAAAGAUGCUCAUACACUCCCUGGAUUAUGUAGUGUAAAUGGAAGAUCCACACGAAUGAUCAUUUUGACAAGCUUUACUGGUUACAGAUCUGGGUUACAGCUUCAUCAUGCCACAACUGUAACAAAGCGUAACAAAGUGUAACAAAGAUUGGUCUGAGACCGUUCAAGUUUAUAUAGCUGUUCACAUUUCUAAACAUACUGCUGACAUUUAGUUGACCUUAAGAAAAAUCCAUGUACGGUAAGAACAAAGGACAACAUAUUUUAAGGAGCCUUAGGGAACAUAUGGAGGGUCCAUUGAAGGAAAUACCAUGACAGAACGUAUUUUGGGGACCUGUGUGAUGUAAAACAUGGGUACAAGGUCCUUGUUGAGGAUGGUUGUCGGAGGCCCAUGGCUCCAGAAAUCUAGCACCAAAGUAUCUGUGGUAUUUGAGUGACACAGCUCCACCACUCUAAAGGCUGACAUGACUGGCUAAAGAAACUCAUCCUAACAUGUAGGUUAUGCAGCAGCACCUGAGGUUACAGAGUUUCAUUGAGUUGUGCAUUAUGGCAAUGUUAUGACCAGUCCUCUUUAUCAGCUAGCUGUAUCUACUCUUUGAUUCUGAUCAAUCAAAACAUUUUUAUGAUGGUAAACAACAUGGAAUAUAUUCUUUAAAUUAAUUCAUUUGGAGAGCACAAAGCUUUAGAGUGGUGGUUAAUGGCUGACCAGACAACAGCACAGACAAGAAGUGGGACAACUGUAGAGGAAUCAGCAAGAGGUGUCAAAACACUUGAAGAGAUUUCAGCCAAAUGUAAGAAAGCAGACGCACAAUCGUCAAAGUUAGUUACAAAUAUUUUUCUGUUGAGUUUGUAUGUUGGGUGGCAGUCAGUAAAUACUCUUUAAGGAAGUUUCUGUCAAACCGUGUUUUGUGUAAAUUUUCAUAAUGUGAUGAGACAAAAUAUUUAGUCCGUAAACCAGUUGUUGCUUUGUUAAUUAUACAAUGUGCUAUGUGUAAAUGCAAAAGAAUGAAAGGGUAGUGUAUCAACUUUGACCUGAUUGCUGUGUGCUUUUAUAUUCAGAUUUUCUGUGAUAAUAAGAAAAUAAAUUCAACUACUGAUAGCUGGAUGAAUAAGUUCCAAGUUUGCAUUCUUGCUUGUGUUUUCUGUGUAUUUUUCUCUCUGCAUGAACUUUUUUUUCUUCGAACAACCAAAGCCAACAAUGAAAAAAAAACACCCAAACAUUCCUGGAUUGAAGUUUAUUUCAAUUUUUUGAUAAUCUGUUCUCUUUUUCUAGGUGAGCGAGACUACGGCCCUCCCAUCGACCUGUGGGGUGGGGGCUGCAUCAUGGCAGAGAUGUGGACCAGAAGUCCCAUCAUGCAAGGAAACACAGAGCAGCACCAGCUGACCCUCAUCAGCCAGCUUUGUGGCUCCAUCACUUCAGAGGUAACGCCAUUUUUCAGCAGAGUUUUCUACCUUUGCAUCGUUCUCCUCUUUCCUGUCGACUUAAUGCUGCUCCGCUCUCUACCUCUUCUCAGGUGUGGCCAAGUGUGGAUAAAAAGUAUGAGCUCUACCAGAAGAUGGAGCUCCCUAAAGGGCAGAAGAGGAAAGUGAAGGACCGUCUUAAAGCGUACGUCAAAGACCCGUACGCUCUGGACCUCAUCGACAAACUCCUGGUUCUGGACCCGGCGCAGCGCAUAGACAGCGACGAUGCGCUUAACCAUGACUUUUUCUGGUCAGACCCGAUGCCAUCAGACCUUAAAAAUAUGCUCUCUACCCACAACACCUCCAUGUUUGAGUACCUGGCCCCGCCCAGACGAAGAGGUCACAUGCCACAGCAGCAGCCAAACCAGAACAGAAAUCCAGCAACUACAAGUCAGACUGAGUUUGACAGAGUGUUUUGAUUGGAUGAGAAGGUUUAUGGAUGAGUUAAGCUGUAUGAUAUGACCUCUUCUAUAAAGAAAUGCUCCACAUCCCUUUUGUUUGGCAGACAUUCACUCCAGGAUGAUUCUUUAGGUUUGCAGGAGAACUGGGUCACUGGAGAAGGUGCAGAUCGCUCAGGCUGAACCGGAUCAGGACUGUUAUGUUGAAGUUUUGCAGAGACCAACUUCAGUAUGUUUUCUCUGCUUUAUUUUUUUUUUUUAACCUGAAGAGACUUUAUAAGCAUAAAGAGACUUUAUGAAACUUGAUUAAAAAAAUCAGAUGACAAACUUCAAACCCAUGCACAGGCCUGGAUGUUGUAGCAUGGCAACUGUGAAUGAGGAACACAUGAUGAAUCUGGUAUUUGUAGUUUGUUUUUUUGUACUUGUACUGUUAUUGUCAUUGUUUUGCAUCAAAUGACUUUUUUUGCAGGCUGUGCAGUAUUUUGAGGUUUUUAUUUACAAUGCAAAACUGUUAUUUACAAGGCUGCCACUGAUAUUUUUGAUGUCAUGGGGUGACUCAAAAUAAAGUGGCUAUUUUUUACUAAUAUUUUGUCUUUGCUUUCAUAGGAGUGAAGAACAAAAAGGAUUUGUGCCUAAGUGAAAACAACAUAUUUAUGACAUUUCAGCAGGACUGUAUCACAGUUGAGGAUAUUUCAGUCAGGUGAAAGACUCACCAGCAGGUGGCAGCAUCAUAUUACCAAUAUCUUUCCCUGAUUCUCUUCAGGUCAGGCUCUCUGUCUGACUCCUGUUCUCUGUUGCUUUAUUCCUUUCUGAAUUAAAAAAAACAAACAAAAUAUUUACAUUUAUAGUUAA